CCAAGCCAGUGUUUCCCCUGAUCCAUUCAUUCCAUAUAUUUCCUCAAUCACGAAAAACAAAUCCUUACUAAACUUAGAUCAAACGACAACAGAAGAAGCCGAUUCAAUCUUCUGAUAAUUCGAUUCAGAACGCCAUUUCUGUAAGCAAUCGAAUAUGGUUGUUUCGGUUUCUCGGACGGGAAGGAAUUUGCAGCGCUACAACAAAGGUCACCGCCUCGUCGUAGGAUGCGUGCCUUACAGAUUCACCAGAAAUGGCGGUGAGGUGGAGGUCCUGAUGAUAAGUUCACUGAAGAAAGGCCGAGAAACAAUGAUGUUUCCAAAGGGAGGCUGGGAGCUGGAUGAAUCUAUUGAAGAAGCAGCUUCCCGUGAAUCUUUUGAAGAAGCCGGAGUUGUUGGCCUUCUUGAGAGUGAGUUGGGGAAAUGGAGAUUCAUGAGCAAGAGCCGGGCAAUCCAUCACGAAGGCUACAUGUUCCCUUUGCUGGUCACAGAACAACUUGAUCUCUGGCCCGAGAAGAAUAUGCGAACAAGAGCCUGGAUGUGCGUUGACGACGCUAGAGAAGUUUGCAAACAGAUUUGGAUGAAAGAAGCAUUGGAUAUGUUAGUUGACAGACUCAAAUGUGAUAGCCUUAGUAGGGAGGCAUCACCAAGGAAUAGUUCAGCUCUGUAAAGAUCUCUAUAGUAGAUAGGCCUAAAUAGAAGCAAUGUUUACAAGUCUACUUCUUUUAUUUCUGUUUCUACUUCUUUUCUUAAUAAGUUAAUUUCUUGUGGAAUUAAAGUUUUGUACAUAUGACAGUUUUACAUAGAAUGUUUUUAACUAGACUGAAAUUUUCUAACAUGUAUGAUUUGGUAUGGUCUGUUUUAGUCCGAUUGGGUCUAUUUUGAACGGGUCACUUCUAUAUAAAUUGGUCUUGUGUGAUAUGACAGGAAUAAAUAUUUUUUAAUAUAAAAGAGCGGUUUUUAU
This is a messenger RNA of Cuscuta epithymum, 961 nucleotides long. The record is from the annotation of a GenBank genome assembly. Lineage: Eukaryota; Viridiplantae; Streptophyta; Magnoliopsida; Solanales; Convolvulaceae.